AUGAAGACCUCAUUGCUCCUGUGUGUGAUUGCCACGGCAUACGUCGCAUCUGCGGUGCAGAUUAAGAAGGAAGAACUUGAUCUGUACCCCCGGUAUGUCACCUUCCCCGAUGCCGAAGGUUUACCCCAUGUCGCAGAUUUGCACGCCGAACCUGAUUAUGCUCUCUUAGAUGAAAUCCAGAGGGAUCCCGCAAACAACCUUUACUUGUUAUUUACUCAAAUCAAUCCUAACCAGGCACAAACUUUGAUCAUCAACAAUGCUGAAUCUAUUCGGAAUUCAAACUUCAACCCUGAAGACAACACCAUCGUGGUUGUGCACGGAUGGCUCGGCGGUCAGGAUGCUGGUAUCAACCCAACUGUCAGAGAUGCUUAUUUGGGCAAAGGCCCUGCCAACGUGAUUGUCUUGGACUGGAGACGCUUGGCUUUGUCUAACUACGUGACAGCAGUUCUUGGAGUACCAGACGUUGGUGUUGGUUUGGGACAGUUCGUCCGUUUCCUCAUCUCUGUAACUGGUAUCCCUUAUGAGUCCAUCCAUCUGGCCGGUUUCAGUUUGGGUGCACACAUUGUGGGCAACGCUGGAAGGGAACUCGAAGGAAGAGUGGCUCGCGUUACUGGUUUGGACCCUGCUGGUCCUCUAUGGAUAUACAAUGAUAACAAGAUCACUGAAAACGACGGUGUCUACGUUGAGGCUAUCCAUACCAACGGUGGAGUCGAUGGUCUUGGAAUUGGCGACAUUGUUGCCAACGUUGAUUUCUUCCCCAACGGUGGCAGGUCCCAGCCUGGUUGUCUGACCUUCUUGUGCGACCAUGACCGUUCCUGGGAACUGUUUGGUGCUAGCGUCACAUACAACCAUCUGAUUGGCGCUGAAUGUUACAGCAGCUGGCAAGUUAGAUUCAACUCAUGCCGUGGCCCACCAUUCCCUCUAGGCAAUGAUGACUUAAUAAAAUCUGGAUCUGGUUUCUAUCGUGUGAACACAGGCAGAAGAUAUCCUUUCUAA
Messenger RNA from Achroia grisella, 996 nucleotides. Its product is annotated as pancreatic lipase-related protein 2-like. The record is from RefSeq and is a predicted model, not a curated record. Gene Ontology annotation, molecular function: lipase activity. Gene Ontology annotation, biological process: lipid metabolic process. NCBI's taxonomy places the organism in Eukaryota, Metazoa, Arthropoda, Insecta, Lepidoptera, Pyralidae. Bases 1 to 996 code for a protein of 331 amino acids. The transcript is spliced from 6 exons.